This is a messenger RNA of Perca fluviatilis (European perch), 955 nucleotides long. Its product is annotated as GTPase IMAP family member 4-like. The record is from RefSeq and is a predicted model, not a curated record. The coding region runs from base 230 to 826 and encodes 198 amino acids. Lineage: Eukaryota; Metazoa; Chordata; Actinopteri; Perciformes; Percidae. Gene Ontology annotation, molecular function: GTP binding. The transcript has 2 exons.
CUCAGCAGCAGAACUGUUCUUCUCUCCCACUAUGGCCACAACAUAUUCCAGAAAUGAGCGCCCAGAUACAAUAAUGAGGAGAUCAGGAUUGUGAUGGUGGGGAAGACCGGAGCUGGAAAGAGCUCAACAGGAAACACCAUUCUGGGAAAACAGAUACUUUAAAUCAGAGUUUUCUUUUGACUCUUUGACUAAACACUGUGCUAAGGCCAUCGGUGAAGUGGAUGGGCAAAUGGUUGCUGUAAUUGACACUCCGGGUCUGUUUGACACCAGCAUUGAUGAAACUGAAACAAUUAAAAAUAUUGUCCAGAGCAUUUCUUAUGCUUCUCCUGGACCUCACAUCUUCCUGGUUGUUAUCAAACUGGGCAGAUUCACAGAGGAGGAAAAGAAGACGGUGCAGAAGAUUCAGCAAAUCUUCGGUGAAGAAGCAGACAACUACAGCAUGGUUCUCUUUACCCAUGGUGAUCUGCUCAAAGGGAAACCUAUUGAGGAGUUAUUGAAGACUAACAAAGACCUGCAGGAACUCGUGACCAAAUGUAACGGCCAGUACCAAGUCUUUAAUAAUAAUGAGGUGAAGGACCGUUCUCAGGUCAGGGAGCUGCUCGACAAGAUCAGAAACAUAACAAAGAAGAACGGAGGAAGUCAUUACACCACUGAAAUGUUCCAGAGGGCGGAGCGGGCGAUAGAAGAGGAGAAACAACGAAUCCUUAAAGAGAAAGAACAGCAAAUAUGUAAAGAGAGGGAGGAACUCAAGAAGAAACUAGAGGAAGAGUUUGAGCAACAAAUGAUGGAAGUUAAAGCUGACCGGGAGAGAAUGAGAAUCGAUUAAGGGCAGCUCAGGAAAGAGUAAAGGAUGAGAAAAUAACACAACUGAGAAAUAUGCAGGACGUUUUGGCUAGAUCAGAAGCUGAGGGCAGUGGUCAAGUGAUCCAACUGCUAACUCAAGUAAUUUUACAGA